AUGGCACACCCCUAUGCGGGACUUUGGCUGUUUGGUGCCCUGACCGCCGGCACGGCGAUCGCCUCGACGGCGGCCGUCGUCGAUUUCGACGAUGUUCGGCAGGCAUGGCAGUCGCGCUUCGGCGCGCCCACUGAAACCGUCGCGACCGAGCCUUUGGAGCAUGCGGCGCCGCAAACUGCCGGCGAUGCCGGCACCCCCACCGAAGACGAUACGCAACCGGUCGCCGACGCGGCGCCAGACGAAGUCGCACCGGACGCCGAAACGGGCACCGAGGUCGCGAUGGUCGACCGGACGGCCGAACCGCCGACGCUUGGCGAUCAGAGCAUCUUGCCCGAUGUCGCGACGCAACCCGACGAGAUGCGGGACGAUGGCGAUGCGACGCUCGCCGCCGUCGUGCCCCGUUUCGAUCUCUUGCGCGCCGAGCCGGACGGAUCGCUGGUCAUUGCGGGCUCCGGACCGGCCGGCGCGACCAUGGAGAUCAUCGCCGGCAGCCGCACCAUCGCGACGGCGACCGCCGGCCCCACGGGUGAUUUCGCUGCCGUGCUCGACGAGCCGCUGGCCCCCGGCGACUAUCAGAUCGUGCUGCGGGCGACCGCGCCCGACGGGCUUGUGGUGACAUCGCUAGAAACCGCCGUCGUCGCCAUCCCCGAAGCCGGCUCCAACGAGGUUCUUGCGCUGGUCGAGGCGCCGGGCGAGGCAUCGCGGCUGAUCACCACGCCUGGUCCGCAGACGCCGGUGCUCGAGACCGUGACGCCCGAGCCGGAGACGGCUGCCGCGGCCGAAAGCGACACGCCUUUGACCGAUGAGAGCGAGACGGCCGGUGCAACGGAGGAACCCGAAGGCGCGCCUACGGUCGAACUGGCCGCCUUGCCCGACACGGACGAACCGGCCGCCGUCUCCGCGCCGGAGCCAGCGGGCACCGCGCCAGACCUGCGCAUCGAGGCCGUCGAAAUCGACGGGGCGGAGCUUUUCGUGGCGGGCGCGGCAACCGCCGGAACGCGCCUGCGGCUUUAUGCCAACGAGAUGCUGCUCGGCGACACGACGUCCAGCGACGGCGGGCGCUUCCUGAUCCAGGUGCGCCGUGACCUGCCGGUCGGCGACUACAUCAUCCGCGCCGAUGCCAUCGAUCCGGUGUCGGGCGACGUGCUCAAGCGCGUCUCCGUGCCGUUCACGCGUCAGGCCGGCGAACGGCUGGCGGCGAUUGCCGUCGCGCCCUCGGCGCGCCUGCCUGCCUCGCCGCCCACCGUGCCUUUCGACGCGUUGGCGCCUGAGAAGCCGGCGGACGAGACGGCAAGCCUCGAUGCGCCAUCCGGUUCGGCCGGCGACGAGGCUGCGCAACCCGCCGACCGUGCGACAGGUUCUACAGCCGUGCCGCAGGCACUCGGCGUGCUGCAGGGGCCGCCGCCAAUCGACACCGCGCCGGCCGAAAUAUCCGGCGGACUGGUGCCCACCGGUCAGUCGGUGAUCAUCCGCCGCGGCGACACGCUGUGGCAGAUAUCGCGGCGGGUUUACGGCCAGGGCGUCAAAUACACGACCAUCUAUCUGGCGAACGAAGAGCAGAUAUCCGAUCCGGACCGCAUCUGGCCGGGCCAGGUGUUCGCUGUGCCGGACGAGGCGCGUGCCGAUGCCGAGGACGUGCACCGGCAAUUGCGAAGCACCAACUGA
Effrenium voratum is the source of this 1665-nucleotide messenger RNA. NCBI's taxonomy places the organism in Eukaryota, Dinophyceae, Suessiales, Symbiodiniaceae. The record is from the annotation of a GenBank genome assembly.